This is a messenger RNA of Fusarium sp. VM40, 3162 nucleotides long. NCBI's taxonomy places the organism in Eukaryota, Fungi, Ascomycota, Sordariomycetes, Hypocreales, Nectriaceae. The record is from the annotation of a GenBank genome assembly.
AUGGAUAACUCUGCCGUAGCUGGGGAUUCUAUGCGAGCGGCGCUUGAGUACUGGGCACAGUUCGUCGCACGAUGUAUCUCGCAACGACUUGAGACAGACAAAUUCGAAGCCUUCGCUCGACUCGUCCACGAUCAGCACCCUCUACCGCCCGCUCUCGUCGCCGACUUCUUCCUUCGUCCUCAGCCAACAAAUGACAACAGUCUCGACCCUCGAAUCCCGCCGUACCUACAAAUCCUGACAAAACUGGGCUAUGCCGAUACUCCAUCAAUACUAAGAGCCCUGUACAAGUACUCCUCUUCUCAUGCGCAUGUGCAAUUGCAACAGCAGCAACUCAGUGGCAACACUGGAAAGGAAGGGGAGAAAGAUGGUGAAAAGGACAAGGGACAAGAGAAGGAAAACUCCCAACCUGAGAAGAAGAUCACGCGAUGGAAGAACUCCUACUGGGCUGAGGAGGUACUCUUCUACGGCCUUACCAAGGCUGUGGUUGAAGGCAGAGCGAUACGAGAUUCAAAGACGGCAUUGGACGUUGCCAUGAUCAUAUCUAAAUGGAUGGAGUUGUUCACCACCGCAUCAACCGCCUUUGCGACCGAUAUGCUUGCGCAGCUGCACACAGCCCAGGUUAAGGACGAGAUGGAGUCGUCACGAGCAGCUCUAGUCGCAUUGAUGCUGCGAUUGUACGAGAAUGAUAUUCUUGUAGUAGCCGUAAGCAAACCUUUUGCCAAAGAUGUCCGAAAGGAGCUAUCUACCAGCUUGGCAAGUUUUGUCCCAACGUUACAGCUUGUGCCACAGAUUACAGACAGGCUCGAACUGUUUCGAACCGAGAUUCUUCAUGCCAACUCUGAUGCUGCCGAUAAGAAGAAGCAGGUUGCUAAUGCCGCUAUGGAUGAGCUUCUUGACUCUACGGUUGGGCUUAACAACUUUCCAGUAGCGUUGAUUAACAUCAGUAACACCCGAGCUGGAUUAUACAUCUAUCUGAAUGCUGCACUUAUUGCACGCCCUCUUUUGGACGACCAUGCUCUCUUUUCCUACAUGAGCAACAAGUAUCAAGGCGAUGUGCAAUCAAGCGCCAUUGACCUUAUCCUGGCGUCCUUUGAUAUCCUUGCGAACGCUGUGUUCCGAAACGAAGGGCAGAAAGAUGCCCACCUUCUACGCUCCUUUUUGAUCAACAAAGUCCCAUUGCUUCUCUACCAGCUCUUGCCUCCCGGCUUCCCAGGCACAUCAGCUGAAUUCUGUAUCACAGAGGCUUUAACCCAUGUGGACACCAGCCUGUUCCCUACCGCCUCGCUCAUGUUCGACGAAUCUAGGAAUAAUAAUCCUUACACUGAAAGUAUCCGGGAAGAAUUCUGCGCCGCUUGCGUCCUGCAUGGUCUUGUGCAGAGAGAGCAUGUUGAGAGGAUCCUGGGAGAGAUUUCUCUUUCUUACGAGCCAUCUCUGCAGAAACACUCCAAGGAUAAAUUGGUUCAGGAUUGUUUGUCAGAUACAGAUAAAAUUCAGGGUUUGGUCCGGGAGCUUGAUAAGAUGGAUGGCAAUGUUGGUGCCGUUUGCCAGGCUCUUGUCGAGGUGUUGCGUCAGUCAUGUCAUAGCAAAGAGACAAUGUCCCUCAAACUACUAUGCAGUCAACUCGCUGCGAAACCUCAGUCAUUAGAUAUCAUUCUUUUGUUCGAGAAGUUACCAACAAUACUGGAACCCCUAUGCCAGCUGCUUGACAAUUGGAGGUAUGAAGAGGAUCAGGAAGAGUACCAACCCGUGUAUGAGGAGUUUGGCGCCAUGUUACUGCUGGUUUUGGCCUUCACCUAUCGAUAUAACCUGAACGCAGUGGACAUUGGUAUCACAACUCCCGACUCAUGGGUAGCCAAGAUCAUCGGCAGAGGCCAUAUUGGACGACAAGGCGAUGAGCUUACGCAACGAGAGAACGACCAUCUCAACGGUUGGGUUCACGGACUCUUCGACACCGAAGCUGGUGGUCUUGGCGACGAGUUGAUGUCCUCUUGCCCACCACAAGAGUUCUACCUUGUUGUGGCGCCCCUAUUCCAGAGCAUUGUGGUUGCCUACACGCACGGCUACCUCAAUGAUGAAAGCCUCAAGGGAGGCAUAGAAUACCUCGUAGAUACCUUCCUACUGCCAUCCCUCGUACCAGCAAUCCGGUUCCUGGCAGAAUACCUCUGGAUUGAUCAGAAGGAGCAAAAGUCGAUUAUCAAAAUCUUGCAGCUAAUCCUCCUUCCAAGUUCUAUCUCUGGGGAAGCAAGCUCAAUGCUUUCAUCUGUCAAAAAUCUCAUUGCAAAACCUCUGGAGCACGCCCUACGUACAUACCAGCGCCGGGAUCCAAAGAACCAAGACAUUGAGCCUCUCCUCCGGACACUCAAGGACAGUAUCCCGCUUUCACGCCGAACAGGGGGCACGGAUCUAAAUGAGCUUGAAUCGUGGACUGCUACGCCUCCUAGUGGCCUCUCCAGUGCUGUCAAACUUACUAUCCAAGGCCUCAAUCACUGGAGUAUUCAUCCUGCCAUGAACAGCAUGCCUACCUCCUACACCCACAGGCAGAUUUUAGCUGGAUUGAAAAUAUUGGGCCCCAAACGACUAUUGCAUGUCAUAUUGGAGGAAAUCCGACAGCACACAGCAUCCGGAAGUGCCAACAUCGUUUAUGACGUGGCUACGUCGUUGAUAUGCGCGCCUGAUGCUGUGAAAGACGCACCUGCGGUGAACAUGCUCGACGCAAAUGGCAACAUGCUCCCACCAGUACAGCGCCAGCGCACACUCCGAGACCUCCUCAAGGUAGAAGCGGAGGGUUGCAGGAAGCUUCAGAAGAAAGACCCAGAACUUGCCGAGAUCGUGGUCCGCCUACACCGCCGCGUCGAGGCUCAGAUGGUCAUUCCCCAAGCGCAAGGAAUGCUUCAAGCAGCGGAUACGACACUCAAUCUCGACAGCGACACUGCUGCGCUCGGAGACGCUAUGGCCGCAGCGGCUUUAGGGGUCCAGGGCGAUAGCAUGUCGGUUGACAACCUGACUCUCGAUGUCAGCAUGGGUGGUGUGCCCUCUGACCUGGGACUUGGAUCGGCCAAUGAUGGAGGGAGCUUGAAUGCAUCAGGCGAUGGCGACAUGUUUGACGGAUUUGACACACAGGAUAUCGACAACUUCAACUGGGACAUUGGGAAUUCGUUUUGA